Messenger RNA from Moesziomyces aphidis, 1536 nucleotides. NCBI's taxonomy places the organism in Eukaryota, Fungi, Basidiomycota, Ustilaginomycetes, Ustilaginales, Ustilaginaceae. The record is from the annotation of a GenBank genome assembly.
AUGCAGGCGACGACGAACGCAUCUUUGUUCCAGACCUCGUACUCGGAGGCGUUGGGCGUCUACCGCUCUCGCAAAGCCGUUCUCACCUCUGGAAUCUCCGACCGCUCGGCAUGGGAGCGAUACGGCCACGCGAUCCAGCUGAAUCCCCGGUUCGAGUCGGCGGUAGUGCGGGAUGCCGCGCAGCUGGCUGAAGAAGGCGCGGGUGCAGACGGUGGGCCGUACCGCGUCCUCUCUCUGCGCGUAACGAAGCAUGCUGAAGGAGCAUUCAUAUGGACGGCGGAAGCGGGUGGGGUUGUUCGACAGCUGGAUGCAGAAUCCGCGCAGCAGGUGCAGGUGUUCCGCGGCGCCAAAGCUCCCAUCCCCGCAAUCGACUUUAUCGACACUGCGAAGGGAGAGAAGCUGCUCGUGACGGGAUCGUGGGAUCGAGCGAUUCGCGUGUACAGGAUCAAAGAUGCGCAGCUUGUCGCCGAGGUCAAGGAUGCAAGUGCCGACUUUGUCAAGGCGAUCCAUGUAUUUUGCUCAGCCGGUCGCACCUGGAUCGCAGCAGCGGGGAGCGAUAAGAGCAUCAUGCUGUACGAUGCCACCCCACUCACCACAUCCACCUCGGGGCAGGCGGAGCUAAAGUGCGUGCACAAGUACGCCGUACACACUCGACCGAUCAAUGCGCUUGCAUCCCUCACGGCGCUGGAUGGUACGACGCAUUUGUACUCGGCCGAUUCGAUGGGGAGGAUCAUCGAGUCGAUCGUAUCGUCGUCGUUGCGUCUUGAGCCCGUGCGCGAGAUGGUCGGAUUCAGCACCGCCGUCUACUCGAUCCACGCCAACUGGACACGUGUAUCGGAAGACACCACCGGCAGCGCGGAUGUGUGGUUUAGCGAGGUGCGCGAGGAUGACGACGGUGAGCGGUACCGUCUGGCUGCGCAAGUCUGGGCUGCAUCGGGCGACAAAUCAGCUGCUUCCUACAUGCUUUCCCCUUCGCUGCAACGUCCAGCGCCGAAAAGCACUCGCACCAUGCCACCCGUGGGCACACAACCGCCACUCCACCAGGCAUCCAGACUCGAGCACGCGGAUUUCGUCAAGACCGUCCUGCCCAUCGGCCCCCUCAUCCCCGCCUCUUAUCCGCUGGCAGACGACCUGUCAAACGCCGUGGUCACUGCCGGUGCAGACGAACACAUCCACCUGCACACCCCCACCUCCUCCACCAGCGCAGAAGGCCACUGGCACGAAGUCACCGCACUAGCCGCAUGGAUCCGCCAUCCAUCCUCAAUCCAGCGCGCACAAAGCCUUCCGCAGGCCAAGGAGACAGAGGUAUGGAUCGUAUCGGCGGGCCUCGACGGCUCCGUACGAAGGUGGAAUUUGGCAGCGUUGGUCAAGGUGGGGAAUCCGGAAUUGACCGCGCCCAAACCGGAUUCGAGCGAGGCAGGGCAGUGGGACCAGAAUUCGCUCCCACCGCCCCCGACCAAGACGUUGAAGAACGAUAGUCAGAUGACUGCAGAGGAGGAAGCUGAACUUGCCGAGCUUAUCAGCGAUGACGAGUAA